This is a messenger RNA of Cucumis melo (muskmelon), 2191 nucleotides long. Its product is annotated as protein WHAT'S THIS FACTOR 9, mitochondrial. The coding region runs from base 42 to 1232 and encodes 396 amino acids. Gene Ontology annotation, molecular function: RNA binding. The transcript has 4 exons. Lineage: Eukaryota; Viridiplantae; Streptophyta; Magnoliopsida; Cucurbitales; Cucurbitaceae. The record is from RefSeq and is a predicted model, not a curated record.
UCCUUCUCGUAGCGAAUCCCUUCGGUUCGGUCAUCGAAACAAUGUUCCUGAACACAGCCGCCUCCAAAAUCCUUCAAAAAUGCCGCCAAAAAUCUCCGUUUUUCAUUCAGAAGUUCGGCUAUGUCGAUGUUUACAUGAAGUGGAAGAAAGAUUCAUAUUACGAUUCCAUCGAGCAUAUCACCAAAUCCAUUGAACUCAAAUCCAUUAUCUCUCUCAAAAACUGCAUCGCUCAAGACCCAAAUGGGUGUAUCCCAAUUUCCGCGGUUUCAAAGCGAGGCCUCCAAAUGGACAUCUCGAUGAAAGUUGCAAGGUUUCUAAGGCUUUACCCAUCAAUUUUUGAAGAGUUUACAGGUCCGGAACACAAUCAUCCCUGGUUCAGGUUAACCCCAAAAGCAGUUGAGAUUGAUGCUGAAGAAAAAAUGAGUUAUCAAAAUUGCAGGGAGGAUUUGAUUUGUAGGUUGAAGAAGUUCAUAUUAAUGAGUAAGAACAACGUUCUGCCUUUGAAAAUUAUUCAAGGUAUGCAAUGGUAUUUAGGGAUUCCCGAUGAUUUUUUGCAAAAACCAGAAGUUAAUCUUGAUGGGUCUUUUAAGUUAGUGAAGAUGGAAGAUGGGUUAGAGGGAUUAUCCGUGGAAUGUGAGGAGAAAUUCAUGUCUGCCAUACAGAAAAACGCCAUUAAAAGAGGGGUUUAUUCUGGUAGAACAAUUGAGUUACUUGAAUUCCCACUCUUCCCUUCAAAGGGUUUAAGGCUGAGGAGGAAGAUUGAGGAUUGGUUAAAGGAGUUUCAAAAGCUUCCUUAUGUAUCUCCUUAUGAAGAUUUUUCCCAUUUAGAUCCAAAUAGUGAUAUAGCAGAGAAAAGAUUGGUGGGAUUUAUCCAUGAAAUGCUUAGUUUGUUUGUUGAGCAUUCAGCAGAAAGGAAGAAGCUUCUAUGCCUUAAAAAGUAUAUGGGUUUGCCUCAGAAAUUUCAUAAGGCAUUUGAGAGACAUCCUCACAUGUUUUACUUGUCUCUGAAGAACAAAACUUGUACUGCCAUUCUUAAAGAGGCUUACUGUGACAAGUCUUCUAUUGAGAGGCACCCCAUAUUGAGAAUCAGACGAAAGUACAUCAAUCUGAUGAAGGAAUCUAUAGUGAUUUUGAAGAAUAGGAGAUUGAGUAAUCAUCUUGUUCAUAGAGAAAACUCGGUGUUGGAUUUUGAUUUGGAUGCUGCUGAUGGAAGAGAAAUUCCCAAGUGUUAAUGGUUGAUUGCCUUUAGGUAUUCCUUCUCUUCAAUCUUUCACUUCCUUGGACAAGUUUACAGAAUCAAAGUUCAUUGUGCUUACUGCUUGUCUUUCUACUCUCUUGUGGAAUGCCAUUACUUUUAACCCUCUUCUAUAUAAUCCAGACUUCGUGUUUCAGUAAGAUCCAUAUAAAACAGUGGAUUUUCGGUCAUCUAAGCUACAUUUAAAUCGAAUAAUGAAGACAGAUGAAGGUGGAGCUUGACGGUUAAACAAAUGCUUAGUUGCUUGAAACUUAAAUUGAGAACAAGACAUGAACUUAAAUUGAUGAACAAUAUGUAAAAACCACCUCAAGAAGCAGCUACCCAAAUGCAGAGUGCCACCCCCAAAGUUUCUCCAUUUGAUGUGAUUGCAACAUAAGAGAAAUUUCAGGAGAAACAUCAAAAUAAAGUUGUACUUGUUAGUGAACAAUGAUGACAUUCACAUUCAAGUCAUAGUAGACCAACCAACGGAAAAGAAUAUCAAAAGAGAUUAUCAGAUGGGAAAGAAGGCAGCAUGCAAACGGGCAAACUGCUCUAAGAAGGGAACGAAGAAGAAGAUGAAGACUGUCCAAUUCUCCUUUCUGCAAACAAAGAACAAGUGUAGCAUGAUGAUGAGUUGCAAGGCAACCACACUAUGAAAGAAAUCCAAAGUUAUUAGUAUAGGGAAGGAUGGCUCACCUCCAGUUGUGAUGAGCUUUUCAACUCGAGAUACGAUAUGUUUACCAUAUGUAUACCUCUUGAGGGAAUUCAAGUGAACCCUGAUUCGAGAGAGAAUCAACUCAAGACUAUGGUCAUCACAUGACUCCAGCACUUUUUGGACAACGUAGUUCCCGAAUGGAUCCUUCAUCAUUGCCUGUAACAUUUCAUUUUAUUCAGAGUAAAUUAUUUGUAUUCUAAAAAAUUUACCAUAUAUGCAUGAAGUUAGUGUUAGUCAUCUUA